Messenger RNA from Fimicolochytrium jonesii, 2640 nucleotides. RefSeq lists its product as uncharacterized. The record is from RefSeq and is a predicted model, not a curated record. Lineage: Eukaryota; Fungi; Chytridiomycota; Chytridiomycetes; Spizellomycetales; Powellomycetaceae. The transcript has 8 exons. Bases 1 to 2640 code for a protein of 879 amino acids.
AUGGAGGUGAUUGACAUUGCUCUGAUGGCGAUGCGGGCUGUAGUUUCAGGAUGCCUGAGGCCCACUCACUGGCUCUGGGAAUUCAUCGCGAGUCAGUUACAGUUCUUUACGGUGAAGGACUACCGUGGGCGGAGAUGCAGCAUCUUCUCUUCUCGUGUUGCUGAGUUCUGGUUUGAAUUUGAGACCCGCUUUGGCGGUCGGGCUUACAAGUUUCUUGUCGGCAAAGGAUGGGCAGGAGUUGGGCGCAACGUGAUUUGUGCACAACACGCUCGGCUGCAGGAAAGUCUCGGAUUGCGCUACCUGGCCGGCGGCAUUGGGGUUGAUGAAACCGAUUACGGAAUCUCGACUGUUCAACGUGGAAGCAAAGGACGGCUGACGGGAACUGUUGAACAAGCCCUCAACGCAUUCGAGUUGAGCACACAGUUGUGCAUGGCACAAAUGAACGACGCACAAGAUGUUGAAUACACAUGGGGCGACCCACGUUUGACGGUUCAAUUUACCCACUGGCUGACGGAAUGUGAAAGCAAUCUUGUAGCCCUCCUAGCGCAGCUGACUGUGUAUGCAGUUGGAGCGGAGAAACAAGUAACCACGAAACGACGCGAGAUUGAGACUGGUGCGAUUGCUUUUGAAGCAGGGACAGUGCUCACUGCACCUUCCAGUCAGCGCCCGGCAGCUGCGUUAGGAGCCUACGAAAGUGAUGCGGUGAAAACAAACAAUCUUCGCACCGCCGUGGAAAAAAUUCUUACCGAAUGCGCAAAUUGGCAGUUGAAGCUGGCGCAACCCCCCGACGUUACCGACAACCCCCUCGACCUUCUGCCGUCGACAUGGCUGUUACUGCAACACAAAGACGAAUUAGUCAGCCUAUGUCGGAAUGCGCUAGAGUACUUCCUUGCUGCACGGCUGCAUCUUUUGCCAAGGGCAAAGAAAUUACAGCUUUGGACCUUCGCCAACUCCCAGCGUUUGAAAUCACAGAUUGUCUUUGCCUGCUUUGUGGAAGCACCAAACCAUCAGCAGAAUACCGCAAUUCUUCGAGUUCUGCUCGAGGAAUUCCAGAAGCGCUCAAUUCCUGUUAUCUCUGUGUUGUGCGAUGGGGCAAGUCAUUCUCUUGCAACACGGGGGCUUGACCAGCCGAAAUUUAUUAAUGCGAUUUGGCGCGCCGAGCUGGAUGCGGUUGUGAAAGAGGGCAGGAAGAAAGCCGAGAUCGUGGAGUGUCUGAAGGAAGAGGCCCAUGAAUAUAUUCUGCAAUCCCGUGCUCAACAGUGGGAUGGCAUGCCCUACGGAAUCGGCACACGAUUUGUUCCACAUCUACCUGCGGGUUUGGAAACACUGCUGAGAAACUAUCGCAGUGAGGGUGCCCCAUUCUUUGCAACGCUACUUGAAACUCUACAUGUUUUUGGACGCAUAGACUUGUUCAACAUGUCAGCAUUUUUGCCAGGCCAGCGGGGACAUCCUGUUAACCUUGCACGAACUCUCACGAUCUCGGCGCUUAUUGUGGCAGCGAACACAAAUCGCACAUCCAUGUCGCCAUUACGAGAAUGGCUCACACAUAUCCGGGUGGAAAGGCGAUUGGCCGAGAGGAGGAGGGCUGGCAACGAUUUCUUUUCUUCCCUUUAUGUGCCUGAAAGGAACCCUUGUAACCGAGACCUUCCUUUGAUCAUUUCCAUCGACCUGGAUCACGUCAUGAAGCAAUUUAUCAAACAUGUUACAACAUCCAGGUGCGGAGCCCACUUGAGGAAAGAAGCCUGGCUGAGCAUUGCGGGAAUGCCUGAACACAACGAGGUGUUUGGAACUUGGUGGUAUAAGCGUGACGAUCAGUGUGUCCCUGAUGCAAAGACCGGGUUUUGCAAGCAGGUCGCAGAUAUUCUGGAAACAACAGGAUAUGCGACGGAAGCUGAGUUUUGCAAUGUUCUUCGAGAAUUCUUUGAAGCACUUGAUCUGUCUGGUAUUUUGCAGGACGAUCGAGAAGCAAGGGUUGACCGUAUGAUUGAUUGGCUGGCCGACAAGACCCCUUAUGCAUACCGCCACUCGAGGCUCACCUGCCCCUCGGCGCUUCUGCACAAUGAAGAGACUGCUCUCCCGAUUGAACUGUUGGAGGCGACACUAAUCCUGUGUUUUGGGCGAAAAGCAAUGAUUCGCUUCUUGGAAAGUGGACGUGAUCAAGUCAACAAAGCCUCCCCAACCGAUGCUUUCCUUGCGCUGAAGAAGCUUCUCAUCGUCCACAAGGUACAUGUCACAAUUUUUGGUGGCAGAUGCAAAAUGGCUGAUCCUUGGCACCGCUUCCAGCACAAGAUGAGCGUACCUGGCCAGCUUGGAUACUCCCGACCCGUCGCACACGGCCACUCUUACGAACAAAAGAGCUACUGCAAAGACAUCACCAACUUGAGCGAGUGGUCAACCGGCCAGACACGUACUCAAGCCAGUAAAGUCACAACACUCGCGGGGAAAAGGGCUCGUGCCGACACAACCGCAACACCAUACCUUGCCAUUCGCUCCUUUCACCGGGUUGAUCACGAUGUUGUUGAGCGUACAGCAAGUAUCGCAACCACUGUACACUUGGCAACACCAAGCUCUACACCGACAACGACCCCACGUAAACAUGCACACGUAGAAGUAGGCGUAGAUAGCAGUUCACCAAAAUAA